ACGUAAUUAACGUGCUGUAGCGUGUCUUCCGUCGUUCGUUGACUAUAACUAACGCACGGACAGCCGAGAUUUUCGCAAAUUACGAGGGUAAAACCGUUGUUUAGGGCCAAAAUCGGGAAGGCUAGAGUCGAAAUCAUGUGGGCUGACGAAUGGCGGAAUUGGUUUGUUUAUGAAAUUCUUUGAUUCCUGCGACGAAUUCGACCUAAGCGAUAACCUUCAUCGGCGUGGCCUGCAAAGGGUGGCCCUACUAUUUCCGCGUAACCGACCGUACAAUUUUCUAACCUUGAUCGUUUGUGAAGAAAACUCGAAGAUACGAGUUUCCACGUGAUAAUCCUCAGCUGCGUGGACUAGCUAUUAGACUGAAGGACCUUCGGACGGAGAACGUUGCCUUAAAAGUACCUUGAUAGAUAUUUACAAGAAUUCCUGAAGUCAAUAUGAACAGAAAAACAAACAGUGCAACAGCUAUACUGAAACAGGAUUAUCUGCGUUUGAAAAAGGACCCUGUGCCCUAUGUGCUAGCAGAACCUGUGCCCACAAAUAUACUAGAAUGGCAUUAUGUGGUGAAGGGUCCAGAGAAAACUCCAUAUGAAGGGGGAUUUUAUCAUGGGAAGUUGAUAUUCCCUGUAGAAUAUCCGUUUCAACCACCCAGCAUAUACAUGAAUACUCCAAAUGGCAGAUUUAAGGUCAACAAGAAAUUAUGUCUAUCCAUAUCUGACUUCCAUCCUGACACCUGGAACCCUGCGUGGAAUGUGUCUACUAUCCUCAUUGGAUUGCUUAGUUUUAUGAUCGAGCAAAGUCCAACUUGGGGUAGUAUCAUCACAACAGAUCAUGAGAAGAAACUACUGGCUGUACAAAGUUUGGAGUACAACCUGAUGGACAAGAUGUUCUGUGAACUCUUUCCAGACACUGUCGAGGUGAUAAAAGCAGAACUGAAGCAUAGGAAAGAAUUGGAGAAGCAAGGGAGGCAUCUGUCUAUGACAUCGGAAGUUUCAUAUUUAAUACAGGACCAGUUGCAAAGAGAACAGAGCACCCUGCACAGAGUGCUCACCAAUGUCUUCGUGAUUGUAGGCUUUGUGGUGUUCGCUUUUGUAGUAAAAUAUGUACUAAGGGGCAUCACCAUGGAAUAAGUUCGAAAUGUACAGAAAACAUUUGCUUGUUCUCUAAAUUAUCCGAGAACGAAGAAAGUUGUGAUAACAAUGCAUGCAGAUCUUGGGGAACUUUAUGUUCUAAACUGGAGAGAUGUAGGGUUCUAGAAUCUGACAAUGCCUGCUUAUUUAUAUUUAUCUACACAGUACCGUACAACCUCUCGGUUCCGUGUAUAUCAGCAUGCUGUGGGUGUUUGAUAGAUAUUUAUAUACGAAGGUUAACUGUAAAAUACGAGUUGUACUAUAUUCGCAAAUUUUAAACGUGAUAACACACCGAGUCAAAAGAUAACACGCCGAGUCAAGGUUUAAAAAUUCAUUACUGUUAAAGGCGUAGUGUCUUAAGUUCUGACGUAUCCGUUGGGAAUUUAACACUAUCUAAAAGUUGAGAGACCAUUUGACAGCGAGUCGAGUUCUGCCAUGUAAACUUCCAAAGCUGUAGCUCUUUGCUAAAGAGUAAUUAGCGGAUACUUGGUAAAUUAUGUGCAACUGUGUAGCGAGAAAGCGAGAGAAAGAGUGAGAGUGAGAAAAGUGAAUAGGAAGAUCGUAGAGGCUUCCCAUUUGAUCGAUCGAUUUUCAAUUCUGUUCAUGUACUUAUUACGGAUCUUGUCACGAGACCGUAUACCGUAACCUUAAACGCGAAAAGGUUCGCACAAAACCUAUUGCCGUGCCAAUGAAAUUCAAUCGAAGUUUUUCUUUUGCGUCAGAGAACAACACCGUUCUUGGGAAUACAUAUGAUAAGUUAGUGAAAAAUGACAAACGUAAAACUUACCCCGAGUAGCCGCUAACCUUAGCAACCAAUUUCGGAUCCGGAACAGGAUUCGGGACACUGUCACUUCGAAACUAAUAUCGGUUCUUCCACCAUGCGAUUCCAUAAACAAUUUGAACACAAAUAUCCUGAUUUCAACUGGUCACUAUUGUUAAGAACUGAAGUAGAAUCUCUAAGCCGAUGUACACCGUGCGUACGUUAUACGAAACUGCCUCACGUUUAUUUACGAAUUAAACGAUCGACAACUUCCGUACACAAAGAAAACUGUUUACUUCUCUUUUUUAUAGUUAAAUAGCUAUUGUAUAGUUCUUCUAGCUCUCUAUACAUUGUAUAUUUUCUACUAAUCAAUCUCUUUUUCCUUCGACUUUUGAACGAUGCUCCGUUUACGUCGUUUGAUUUCCCGCGCGCAAGCUUGCGCGCCAUUUCCUCGGUUCUCCGUUCGAAUUCGAACGGAGCAUCAUUUUUGUAAAACGAUAACUACGCAGUUCGUUUCGGUGGAUCGUAGUGGUUGUGCACGUCUAAUCGUCUUCGUAUUUUUUUUUAUUGCCGCGUGUAUAACGGUGAAAUUCGUUUGUUUCACUGUGAGAAUAUGUAAAUACGACGCGUACCGCGUAAUGAACAGUGCGAGAUACACAAACGCUGAGAACACUCGAAUGCUUGUGUGGGCAAUCUCGCGCGCGGCCGCGCGGGAAUUUCAAACUGCGACCUUUCGUUCCGAAAUUCUUUCUAAUAGCGAAACGACAAAAGUCAAUAGAAGAGAAGCGUAGCGUUCUUAUGAUAAAUAAAUCUGACGUUUCACGAGUUUUCUAUCGAAAUUAUGUACUUCGCUUCCGAAAAACGUUGCUCGAUCUUACAUCGGCGAAAGCAACGGCACCGUGUGAACACGAGAUACCAAAUAUUAUUGUAAACGAUAUCUUUCGUUUUGUAUAUAGUAUUUAACGAUUGGUGAACCAUGUAUGUACCGUCAGUGAUGGGUAAAAAAAACGGCGAGAGAGAGAGAGAGAGAGAGAGAGAUAUUUAAAAUACUAUUUGAGAUAGUUGAUUCUGUACAGUUUAGGCAGAAUAGUAUUUUAAGUAGCAGAGUUUCAGCAAAUAGAAAGUUUCAAGCAUUUUUAACCCGUAGCUGACGUAAUGAUUUUCAUAGAAACGACUGGUAUUCUCUGGUCACGACAGACCCCGAUAAAAUCUCCAUUGAUAUUUUAUUCUUAGUUAGUGUACAAAACCGAUCGUGACAUGGAAAAUUUACUAGAAAACGAGAGGCUGGGAUUGCUCGUGACCCAGGUUUACCGGUUAGGGGUUGAAUGAAAAAUAAAUGAAAGAAUAAAAUAUUUUAGAUCAAAAUUGCUACGGACUUUUGGAAACAACGUUUUACCCAUCGCUGCGUGCGACCGCUGCGAGCAGAGUUGUGCAGAAUCACAAUUAAAUUACGAACUAAAAUUAAAUUACAGAUUGUAAUUACAAAGUAAUGACGAAGGUUAAUUACGAAUCGAAUUAAGGUUACGAAUGAAAAAAAUAAUAAAUUAAUAAGAGGAAAUGUCGAGAAAGUGUUGUUGUUCGUUGAAUUCGCGUAACAGAUUUGGAACGGACUUUCCUGGCAACCUAAUCGUCGAAAUACGAUAUGUAAUUCGAUCGCGAAAUUGAAUGCAAUGUAAUCGAAUUGGCGCAACUCUGCCGUUGGAGCACUGAGAUCCAUGCGACCUUGAGUGCCCUCAAAGAACUCACCUUCGAAUGCAACGUAAAUUCGUGGCCGUUCCGAUUGCGUUUCACGGCGACAGGGAUCGAGGAACGAUUCGCCGUUUAUCGAUCGGGAAAAAGAAGGGAAAAGGGAGCCGGCGGUUUACCGCAACGGUAAACAGUUAGAAUUUCCUUUGAAUGGCCCCUUGUCCGAGUGCGCUCGGGAGGAAGGACGCAUCCUGUGGAGCCGCCUUUAGCUUUCUUACCGGUUCUCUGUUUACUUGUUCGUGGCACCGUGCUCGUCGCGAUUGCCCCGAUCUUUUUCUCCACUGAAACCGAACAAAGAGCAUCUGUACCGCCGUUACCACACUUCCGAGCGAUCCUCGUCGAUUAAUUUUCGUAAUUCACGCUCCAGACAAUUGUUGUCGCUGGCCGAGAAUCGACGCGCAAAUUCCCCGGGCGAAAUUGACGGCCGCCCGAAAACGACCGAGAUUCGUCACAUGGAGUCACGGAGGCCUCGCGAGAGAGACUUAGGCGAACGCGCUGGUUACAUUCUUCGCGAAUCGAGCCUUCUUUGUACCCCUUUUUUUACCUACUUGCGUACACCACACCGGCGACAAUUAGGUAACGGAAUUUCACCGGCCGAGAAAUUUCCGGCGAAAGGUGUCGACCGAAAAGAAAAUAAAACCAAUGAGAAAGCUUG
Messenger RNA from Megalopta genalis, 4288 nucleotides. Its product is annotated as ubiquitin-conjugating enzyme E2 J2. The record is from RefSeq and is a predicted model, not a curated record. NCBI's taxonomy places the organism in Eukaryota, Metazoa, Arthropoda, Insecta, Hymenoptera, Halictidae.